UUCCAACUUAUGAUUCUGUCCCUCCAAAAUUGAUUUAUCUCCAUCUAUCUAUCCUCAAUAUUCCCGACCUUAUUUUCCCAUAAAAGAUCAACUUCUCAUAAAGAUGGGACUCCUCUUUCAUUCUACAAGCAUCUGUUCAUAAAUCGUUUUCAGUCUGAGAUUAAAUUAUUAUAAGGCUAGCUAGCCUGGUUUGGGCUUCUUACUUUCUCAGCUCACAAUUCAAGUGGCGAAAUGGCAGGCAUUGAUAUGAAGAAGAGGAAUCCCAAGAUGAAGCCAAUUCCGAAAGUCACGCUUGCAUCCAUUGAAUCCUUGGCCAUACCUCUCGUGCAGGAAGUGGUGUUCUUGGCGGACUACCGGUGCGCCAGGUGCCAGAACAGGGUGGCCGAAGUUAUGUCCAAAAUGAACGGAGAAACAGAAUCAGUGGUGGUGAGCGUGCUGGAAAAGAAGAUCACAGUAACCUGCAAAUUUCCGAGGCUCAACAUUUCUAAACAACAACCUCCUCCUCCUCCUCCUCCUGCUGUUUCCUUUUUCUGCAAUAAUCCUAUUAACAAAGUUGCUUCCGUUUUUCUGGCUUUCUUUCUUCCUUCCCGUACUUAAUUCAUCAUAUCACUUCACUUCAAUUCCCACUUAUGUACCUAGUAUAUAUAAAGAUACAUAUAUAGCUCUGCAUUUUACAGGAAACCCAACCCCCCAAAAGAACAACAGAUUUUUUUUCACAGAUUCCCUUUUAUAGAUUCAAAGUCUUUAAUUUGACAGCAGUUAGUUAGUUUGUACUUUUUAUAUGUAUUAUUCUCUUUAAUUUUCUGGGAUUGUACUUGUAAACUGAAACCUAGCUUAAAGCUGUUCGAUCGAAAGAGAAUGUAAACAAGAUUGUUCGUUGUACUUAUUAAUUUUCUUUCAUAUACAGAUAGAUUAGUGUA
Molecule: messenger RNA, 920 nt
Organism: Ipomoea nil (Japanese morning glory)
Lineage: Eukaryota; Viridiplantae; Streptophyta; Magnoliopsida; Solanales; Convolvulaceae
Exons: 4
Coding region: 232-597 (121 amino acids)
Molecular function (GO): metal ion binding
Source: RefSeq, a predicted model, not a curated record